Hypanus sabinus (Atlantic stingray) is the source of this 3676-nucleotide messenger RNA. RefSeq names its product protein mab-21-like 4. The transcript has 6 exons. NCBI's taxonomy places the organism in Eukaryota, Metazoa, Chordata, Chondrichthyes, Myliobatiformes, Dasyatidae. The coding region runs from base 193 to 1542 and encodes 449 amino acids. The record is from RefSeq and is a predicted model, not a curated record.
UUCUCUCUGAGUUUCCCAGCAUUUUGUGUGUUGCUAAAGAUGGCUGGCCCUAGGAAACUGCCCUGAAGAAUUUCUGCAUUGAUAUCCUGGGACUGAGAUAACUGAUCUCAACCACAGCAUCCUCCUUAAUAUAAGGCUCACUUUAUAAGUCAGGAACAGAAGCAUUAUCAAGACUGCAAAAAGAUCGUCAACAUGUUGCUGUCAAACCGGGAUAGUUUGGGUUGGUACCAGAGAUAUUUAUUAGGGAUAAAAUCCCACCAGGACAUGAAGAUUAUUGAAAUACAGAAAUGUGAAGAUAUUCUCUUCACAAUACUUGACAGAGUUCAUCAACAAGACAGCAGGUUCCAGGUAGACUAUUCCAGGGAGCUUGCCUGCUUUGAAUACACUCUUAGGACAGACUUUGAUGAAUUAGACAUGGAGGUGCCUCUGAGAUUCAAUGAUUCGUCCUUGAGAAUUGAAGAGAGCUGCGACACCCCCUAUUCUGUGGAUGGAAUCAUUCAUCAGACCCAUACAAGAAAGGGGUCAGUUUACCUGGCUGUACCAAAGGAAAGUGAAAGCAACUGGCUUGGAAGUGACAUAUUCUACCAGUUUUCUAAAUCAUCCCAGUACAGUGGGCAUAUUCUUCCAGGAAAAGUCAUAAGUAUCUUGAAAGAACUUCUUAAAGGAGCCAUUGUUUACUGUGAGCAGAACCUAUUUCUUAAACCAGGAGAUCUGGAUGCUUCUUUGUUAAAUAUUGAUGGUCCCCGGAUAACUCUGCUUCUAAGAAACUUAAUAAAGCCCUUGCGAGUUAAUAUCAUUCCAAUAGUUCGGAGAGCCGUGGAGACAUUUUUGGGGAAUGGAAACCAGCUUGAGAAAAUCUUUCCAGAGUCACUUAGUCGGGCAACACUCGCGAACAUUGACAUCAGCAAUGCAACUUACUAUCACUGGAGGUUUUGUUUUGAGCGACCAAUGAAGAAGUUGCUUGAGAAAGCAGAUGACGACGGAGGGCAUCGUCUUGAAAGCCUGUGUCUUCUGGACAGAAUUAAGUCCGAUCAUUGGUUUCCAGAGAAAUUCAAGAGAGGACUCACGUUUAAACAGCUUCAGAUGGUGCUACUCUGGGCCAUGAAGUUUUUUCCAUCGUCAAAAGAUUGGGUUGACCUGGAAUCUUCUGUUUAUCGGAUGUUGGUGGUGUUGUUACGGUGCCUUGUGCUCAGGAAACUCCCCAAUUACUUCAUACCUGAGAUCGACGUUUUCUAUGAAGAGUAUCAGCCACAGCUUGAUUUUGACACCAUCUAUAAGAAGGUAGAGGAGUUUGCUGGCUUCCCUGAGAAAAGCCUCCAGAUACAUUUGACCCACCUCCUCCCCGUGCAGCACUGGCAUGUCGACAGUUAUGUUAAAAAGUUGCUGCAAAUCCAGGACACUGAAGGUCUUUACUGGGACACAGCUUACUUUGACAUUAUUCUGAACAAGUUUCAGGUUUACCAUGUCCAGGAUCCUGACAGAAUUGGAGCCAUGCAACUUGUCUGGUCCAAAACUACCAAACUGGUGAAUGAUUCAUCAUAGCCACGAUCGACCUUCGUCAGCCAGGAACAAAGUUCAUCACGACCCAAGAAGGUGGUUCAAUUUAACUGAUUACAGAAGGCCACAUGUCUGCAUAUUUUACAGAUCAGAUUAAAAACAAGGCACAUUACUACAGUCUGCACCACUUACCCACAGCCAUAGUUACAACAGAAUGCACCCCACGUGGAACAUACCACAUUCCUAUGGCCACUCCUACUAUACAAUGAAUCACAAAAGCUCUUAAAACAAUGCUUACUAUAUUUGAACAAAUGAUUAAAGAUAUCAAGAGGUAUGAUGACUGUUCAUCCAAUCCCUGUUCCUUCACUACAUAGUUUAUACUCAUGCUGAUAAAUCCAAACUCUGUAGUUAUGUCCAGCCUUUGAAAAGCAUACUGCAAAUUCUUUGUAUAAUGGCCUGGCUUGUACAUGUGAAAUUUGACAUCGAUCAGUUUGAGUAUCUACACUCAGUUUAUAAAACGCCCAAGAGUACCUUAAACAAAUCCAUGACUUGCAUUGUUGAGGAACAGAGAAGUACGUAUUUGCCAAAUGGGUUCCUCUAAAAAAAUGUCCCUUCAUCCUAAACCAUGGUUCCCCAUCUAGCAUAGUGGACAGAGCUCUUAAUCACAUUCCAUCUAUUCCCCACAAUUCUGCCUUUACCCUCUCUCCUCCUGGACCGAGUAACGACCUGCCACUAAUUCCGCCUCCGCAUUCAACAGUUCAUCCUUCACCAUUUUCCCCAGCCUCACACCAUCACCAGAGUUCCAAAGGAACAGUUUCCCUUGCAAAACCUCAAUCAUCUUCUUCUUACCCACCACUUUCUAGUGUUAUGUUGCAGGGGAUGCGAGAUAUCAAUCCUUUCCCCUCUUUCCUUCCCAUCAUUAAGGGGCCAGGCAGGCUUUCUGAGUGAAGCAGUGGUUCACUUGCAUUUAUUUUAUCCGGUGCACUGCAUUCCAUGUUCUUAAUGGGGUCCCUGCGUCACAGACUGGGCCAUCAGUUUGUGGAACAGAUGCAUUCAAUUCCCAGGAGUGACACUGUUUGUGUCCCUGCCAUUUUAAUCCUCCGCCCUAUUCUCACUCUAACCUGUCUAUAGCCUCCUAUACUGUUAAAACAAACUUGAGGGAAAACUGGUUUAUCAUCUAGUCAUAUUGCAGACUGCGGGACUCAGUAUCCAAUUCUCCACCUUCAGGUAGCUCAUAUUCUCUGCCUGUAUCAGGAUUGGCCAUUUCUGCUCUAAGCCAUACACCUGUGAUAUUGGCUCAGUCUCUUUCUCUCUUCACUGGCACGGCUUGACUUGUUGGACAUCAAUAACAGUCCUCAUCUAUCCAUGUUACUUGGCCUCAUCCUAUCGCAGAUAUUCCUUGUGACCUAUCCAUUGCUUUCCCACCUCCUCUGUAUUUUUUUCUUUCCCAGUGCUGAUGAAGCGUCUUUGACCUGAAAUAUUAAAUCUCUUUCUCUUAGGUGCUGCCGGAUCUGUUGUUUCUAGCAAUCUUAUUUUGGUAUUUGUUUUGUAUUUCUAGUAUUUAUAGCUUUUUUUAUUUGAAGUUUUUGGACCUGCUUUGUAUGUAACUGUACAAGAAUUGACAUUCAGGGGAAAGGUAACUAUUGCCAGGCAGGCUUAAGUUAUUUCUCUUCUCUGUAGUUACUGUACAUAUACAGGUGCCGUCGCCGUGAAACAUAAACUAUCUGGUACCUCUUUUGUGUAUAUUGUACAUAUGUAUGUAAGAACUGUCUUCCGUCCUGUUGCACAUCAUGAUGAUAGAAUGAAACGUUUCCUUUAAGCUGAUUACACUGUAUAUAUUGAGAAGCCAUCCCUAUGACUCUCACAAUCUGUAUGGCAUCAGGUAGAAAUAAACUGUUCCUUGUUAUUUUUUAUGUCUUAUGUAUUAUUGUGUCCUAAAUGUAAUGAUUAAAGCUUCAUUGCUUUGAUCCUUGGAAUCACACAAGGAGAGCUGUGAGAAUGAGGAGAGCUGCUCCAGUUUGGAAUCUGUUGGCUGAAGUUUGGUGCGCAUUAUUAAACUUAUUGAUGAUUAGAUGGAACAUCGAUCUCAUUCCUUGCAGUAUUAACACCUUCAAUGUUCUUGGAUGAUUAGCAGUUAGUCUAUGGUUAGAAAUGACAAGAUUGAGCCCUGCAUGUAACU